Epinephelus moara (kelp grouper) is the source of this 1346-nucleotide messenger RNA. RefSeq names its product deoxyhypusine synthase-like. The transcript has 10 exons. Lineage: Eukaryota; Metazoa; Chordata; Actinopteri; Perciformes; Serranidae. Gene Ontology annotation, cellular component: cytoplasm. Gene Ontology annotation, biological process: peptidyl-hypusine biosynthetic process. Gene Ontology annotation, molecular function: deoxyhypusine synthase activity. The coding region runs from base 214 to 1305 and encodes 363 amino acids. The record is from RefSeq and is a predicted model, not a curated record.
GAGGAACAGGCAGGGAAGGCCUCUGGCUGAGCGAUGCGUCCCCACACGGCCUCCAGCAGCCGGCCGCGCUACAAAAAGCGCAGAUCGCAUCACCAAAACGGCCGUUUUACGCACACAUGAACAAAGGAAAGCAGAGAAGGCAGAGCGCAUUACCUGUACGGAGGGUUGUGUGCCGCGACGGCCACGCAACACAGGCCACAUCCACCAGACAACAUGGCACACCAUAACCACCCACUACCUACGCAGCUCUGUAGACCCACUGACCCCAUACCAAAGGGUGCACCAACGGUCCAGGGCUACGACUUUAACCAAGGAAUCGACCACCACGCCCUGCUGCAGUCCUUUCUCAACACAGGCUACCAGGCUUCCCACUUUGGCAGAGCUGUCAUGGAGAUUAACAACAUGAUAAAAAAGCGUCAGCAACCAGGGAACUUGGUGAAUGGAAUAAAUCAGGAGGAUCCAUCCACCUGCCCCUGCCUCAGGGGCUGCACCAUCUUCCUCGGUUACACGUCAAAUCUCAUCAGCUGUGGAGUCAGGGAGAAUAUCCGCUACCUCGCUGAACACCAAAUGGUGGAUGUCUUGGUGACCACAGCUGGCGGUAUAGAGGAGGACCUAAUCAAGUGUAUGGGCCCGAUUUACAUGGGAGACUUUACCCUGCCUGGCAAGGAUCUGUACGGAAAAGGCCUUAACAGGCAAGGAAAUGUUCUGAUGCCUGAUGAAAACUAUAAUAUAUUUAAUGAAUGGAUGACUCCGAUCCUGACGAAGAUGUUGUGGGAGCAGAACAAUCAGGGCGUUCACUGGACUCCAUCUAAGGUGAUCUGUCGACUGGGCAAGGAGAUCAACAACCCUGAAUCUGUUUACUACUGGGCCUACAAGAAUAAUGUCCCGGUGUUCUGCCCUGCCCUGACAGACGGAGCUCUAGGAGACAUCCUCUACCUCUUCUCAAUGAAGAACCCGGGCUUGAUAGUCAACAUAGUUGAAGAUAUUACAAACCUGUACCGACUCGUAGCGGCUGCCAACAGCACAGGGAUGAUCGCCCUGGGAGGAGGCGUAGCCAAACACCACAUAUGCAACGCCAACUCCUGGAGGGAUGGAGUUGACCACGCAGUGUAUGUGAACACGGCUCAGGAGUUUGAUGGUUGUGACUCAGGGGCCAGACCUGAUGAGGCCGUGUCCUGGGGCAAGAUCAGUGUAGAUGCAAGACCAGUGAAGGUGUGCGGAGAUGCUUCCAUAAUCUUCCCCUUACUAGUGGCAGAAACCUUUGCGGUUCAUGUUAACGCGACUGCUGGCCAGAAAAAACAAUGAGAUCAAGGCUUCCUCCAAACUUUUAUUAAUGGCAGUAGCAC